Oryza brachyantha (malo sina) is the source of this 1581-nucleotide messenger RNA. Its product is annotated as UDP-glycosyltransferase 82A1-like. The record is from RefSeq and is a predicted model, not a curated record. Gene Ontology annotation, molecular function: UDP-glycosyltransferase activity. Lineage: Eukaryota; Viridiplantae; Streptophyta; Magnoliopsida; Poales; Poaceae. The annotation marks the transcript as partial. The transcript has 2 exons.
GUCGACGGCGCCGCCGCCUUCGUCCUCCUCGUGCCGUUCCCGGCGCAGGGCCACGUUACGCCGAUGCUCCACCUGGCGCGCGCCCUCGCCGCGCGCGGCGUGGCGGCCACCGUCGUCCUGCCCGACUUCGUGCACCGCCGCGUCGCCGUGCAGGCCGGCGCCCGCGGCGUGGCGCUCGCCUCCUUCCCCAGCGGUGUCGUCGCGGACGGCGACGGCGACACUGCCCCGUGCUUCGCCAGCAUCGUGCGGGCCAUGGAGCACCACGUGCCGGCGCACCUGGAGCGCGUGCUCACGCGCGACGACGGCGGCGCCCUGGCGCUGCCAGGAGGACGCCGCAGGGCCGCGUGCGUCGUCGUCGACGUGCUGGCUUCGUGGGCCGUGCCGGUGGCCGCGAAGUGCGGCGUGGAGGCGGUGGGGUUCUGGCCGGCGAUGCUGGCGAGCUACCGCGCCGUGGCGGCCAUACCCGAGCUUAUUGACAAAGGGUUCGUCUCAGAAUACGGCAUUCCCAUAUUGGCGAACGGAUUCAACGAAGACCAGAGCAAAGUAAAAGCAAACCUCCAUGCUGAAAUCAUCAGUUUAUUCCCUGCACAACUAGAGCUAAGCACCAAAGAUUUGCCAUGGCUCGUCGGUGACGCAGCGACCCAGAAAUCAAGAUUCACCUUCUGGCUCCGCACAAUGGAGCGUGCGAGGAGCCUCCGCUGCAUCCUCGUCAACUCCUUCCCCGGCGAGGCCCCCGGCGGCGGCGUCGACGUCUACCACGACCAGCAACAGCCAUUGCAGCACCCGCAAAUCCUCCCAGUCGGACCAUUGCUAGCCAACGUCGUUCUUGAUCGCCCAAAAGAGAACAAUAACCUGCAGCGCUCGCCACUGAACAACACUGGCGGCAUGUGUCAGGCAGACAGAACCUGCGUGGAGUGGCUCGACCAGCAGCUUCCCGGCUCGGUGACGUACGUCUCGUUCGGGACCUGGGUCGCGCCGAUCGCGCCGGCCGAGAUCACCGAGCUGGCCGCCGGUCUGGAGGCCACCGGCCGGCCUUUCCUGUGGGUCCUCAAGGACGACCCGUCAUGGCGAGCCGGCCUCCCCGCCGGGUACGCGGAGGCCAUAUCCAUCUCCGGCCACGGCAAGAUCGUGGCAUGGGCGCCUCAGGACGACGUCCUCGCGCACGGCGCCGUCGGGUGCUACCUCACGCACUGCGGCUGGAACUCGACGCUGGAGGCGAUACGGCACGGCGUCCGCAUGCUGUGCUACCCGAUGGCGGGGGACCAGUUCAUCAACUGCGCGUACAUCGUCAGGGUGUGGGAGAUUGGGUUCCGGCUGGGCAGCACCAACCGAGGCGAGGUGGAGCGUUGCGUCGGGAGGAUCAUGGAAGGCGAGGACGGGAGACGGCUGCAGGAGAAGAUGGACGAGCUGAGGGAGAGGGUUAUGGCGGGUGAGGCAAGCUCAAGCUGCGUUGCAAAGAGGAAUAUCGAGGCUUUCGUUGAUGGUAUCAAGGGGCCAAGGCUGGGUUUGUUUUGGGAUAAUAAAUAUUGAUACUCGAUAGAUCUCUAAAGACUAUUAAUUCGUAUGAAAUAAAAAAAAGUA